GACUGAGCAGAGCGAGCGCAACUCUCCAGUCUGCGUGUGACAAAUCAAACGGGCAGCUGGAGUGCACAUCUCCGCCCGCCCGUCACCUGGUGACAGAGAAAACCGUCCGAAAUACAGACCCGCUACAUUUUGGUUGCAGAAACGGUCUUCAAUGGAAUGCAGUGCUAGUCGCAAAGACACAUUGCUACAAGUCCCUCGACCGUUUAAUUUUGAAACGGCAAUAACCCUUCCCUAGCACUUUGACUUGUGACAGGUACUUAUUAAACAAAAAAAAGAAGGCAUGGCGACUGGAUAUAAGCCGAAUGCAACGACGGACUUUCUAGAAGAAUGGAAAGCGAAACGGGAGAAAAUGAGAGCUAAAAUGCUCGGGGAUAUUGCCGCAUCGACCGGUGGGUGCAGCGUUGCCACUACGACCUCCUUCUCUAGGAAUACGAACAAAACACAGAACAGCGAAUUAAACAACAACGGCAACACAGGUAACGAGGCAUCAUCGUCUGUCAAAUCAUAUCCAGUGCUUCGGUCGUCGUCAUCCACUGCCCUAAGCCGGCGGCCGGAGGAUGACCAGCCCCAGACGCCACCCGGGCGAGGAAAUAGUCCUCCCGGUGGUAACCUGAAAGCGACACCUCAGCCGGAGAAAGUGCCCGGCACCCCGCAAUCGGAGUGCAGCGAGAGUGGGAGUCCAAGCCCCGUAACGGGACCGAGCAAAGGCAAGGAGAAGAAGAGCUCGGGUCCGAGCGCUCGGAAGGGGAAAGGCCAGAUUGAGCGGAGAAAACUUAGGGAGAAGCGGAGAUCAACAGGUGUCGUCAAUAUACCAUCAAACGAGGGCCUGGACGAGCCGGAAAACGAGGAGAGGAAGAGGGAGGAGGAGCUGACGCACCUCAACACAGCUCAGAACGAGGCCAUGACCUCCGACCCUGCUGCGCCAUACUGCUUACAGGAGACGCCCAGAGCGCCGCCAGGACGGCUCAGAAGCGCGGGCGCUCCAGGUUCAGAAGAGGAGGGAGGGGCCACCAGCAGGCGUCGCCCGGGAUACAGUCGCCAUGGCAGCGAGACCAGCGCCGCGGGGGGGAGUGGCCUGGAGAGGAGGGUGGAGGAACUGGAAAAGGAGCUGGUGAGGGAGAGGCAGGAGAACUGGAGGCUGCUGAAGGCUCAUCAGGACACAGACCAUCUGAUUGCCAAGCUGAAGGAGGAGAUCGACCUACUGAACAGGGACCUGGACGACAUCGAGGAGGAGAACGAACAGCUCAAGCAGGAGAAUAAGACCCUGCUCAAAGUGGUGGGUCAGCUGACCCGGUAGAACCACAAUAACCCCCCGAUCAAUAACCCCCCGAUCCCCGGUGCAGCCACAAUAAGAUCCGCACAGCCGUUCGGCCCUUGAGCAAGGCCCUUAACCCUGCAUUGCUCCAGGGGAGGAUUGUCUCCUGCUUAGUCUAAUCAACUGUACGUCGCUCUGGAUAAGAGCGUCUGCCAAAUGCCAAUAAUGUAAUGUAAUGUAAUCAGUCUGUCUGUCCAUCUGUUUUGGAGCUUCAAGGCUUCAUAUCUUAAAAAAAGCUUCUGUACUCCACAAUUGCAUGCAACUAGUGCACGGAUGUCCAAUUUUUUUUUUUUAAAGGCAACAUCGUGGUUUCAUUGGAUUAAUACACAAGCCGUUGGGGGCGAAAGUCUAUUUGUUGUAAAUAGGCCUCGGAGUUAAACUUAAAAAAUGAAAUUAAGUAAGGACAAAUAUUGAACGAAUGUGGUUUGCCGUCGAACAUGAGGCGUUCGACUGCCGGAGAUUUGGCCCCUCUUACCAAGAAGAGGUUGAGUUUAUUUCUUGACUGACACUAACUAACGCAGCCCUUCAGCAUUGACCUUUUAGUAACGUCACGACAAUGUUUGGGACAAUGUUAUAAACAUUGUUUCCUGAGUAUCUGUGUUUGUCUGAAGGACUUGUUUGCGAUUGGAUCUUGUAAUCAAGCCAAAGGAAUUUGCUAGCAUCAAAAUUGUAACAAAUUCCCUUAUGCAAAAGGUGCACAUUACAUUAAUUGUGUUUUACAUUGAUUGUGUUUUACCUUAAUUGUCUUUUGGCAAUGAUGCCUUGCCCUUUUGAUCAUAAACCUUUUGUUCAGAUGGUAAAGUUUUAAAAAUUGCAUCCAGAAUAUCACUCAACACAUUUUCUAUCAUGCCUUCUAUCAUAAACUUUCUCUGUGAAAUAAACAUUGUUUUAUUAUCUUCAGGAUGUGAAUGUGGAUGAACAAUAUCUGGGCAACAACCUGCAGAAAUGUUAUAUGAAUUUAUGAAAAGGCAGUUCUGAGAUGAUUAUUAUUCAUAGGGGUGUGGCUUUUGACUGAAAUAUUUCUCAAGCUGUUUAUAAUACAUUUGUAAGGUGAGCGAAACUUAUGAAGCAACCUAUUACAUUUAUAACUCCAUUGACCAAAAGAAUAUACUUUUGCAGAUAUUUAGUAUUAAUUUCUGUCAGCUCCUUUUGCAUUUAUUUAAAGCCGCAACAUAGUACAUUUGGCAUAUUAUUGUUACAAAAUAUAUUAUUUUGGCUAAUUUAGAUAUCAGUCUUCAUCCUUGGGCUUAUUUUGAAAUGAUAACAAACUUCUUAGCCAUCGUAACCUCAAGAAAAGGUUAUUAUCUCUCAAACGAGAUGUGUCGUUCAAACAUUCCGUUUAGGCUCUAACGGAAAGAUUUUGAUGAACCACCCCAACACUCCCCCCGCACACGUGUGUAUAAAAUUGGAAUUCGUGUAAUAAACGUCUGAUUUUUCUCUUUU
Molecule: messenger RNA, 2758 nt
Organism: Conger conger (European conger)
Lineage: Eukaryota; Metazoa; Chordata; Actinopteri; Anguilliformes; Congridae
Product: PRKC apoptosis WT1 regulator protein-like
Exons: 7
Coding region: 281-1297 (338 amino acids)
Biological process (GO): positive regulation of apoptotic process; apoptotic process
Cellular component (GO): cytoplasm
Source: RefSeq, a predicted model, not a curated record